This is a messenger RNA of Chilo suppressalis (striped riceborer), 3002 nucleotides long. The record is from the annotation of a GenBank genome assembly. NCBI's taxonomy places the organism in Eukaryota, Metazoa, Arthropoda, Insecta, Lepidoptera, Crambidae.
CGACAGAUAAACAACUUUCGACCGCCGUUUUUUCGAAAGGCAUGGAAUUUAAUACGAAACACCGAAAAUUAUCAAAAACUAAAAAUUCUGCCCGUACUCCUACAUCCGCGAAACCUCGGUUAACUAAAAAGAAGACUGUAGUUCGAAAACGAAAAUGCGUGUGUCUGCCUGAAAAUUAUUCGGUAGUUGAGUUUCCGUCGAUAUGGAAUGAAUUGCGACAAAACGGCCAACUUUGUGAUGGUACGAUCGUAUGUCGGGAUAUGAAAUCUAUUCGAGUGCAUCGGGCUAUAUUAUCAGCUGUUAGUCCAUAUUUCAAAGCAAUUUUUAUAAAUUCUUUGAAGAAAGGAGAGCCUGAGGAAAAGCAGAUUUUUGUUGAUGUUCCAAGUUACUACAUGAAUCUGAUUCUUGAUUACGCUUACACCGGGACGUGCAUAGUAACUGCUGAAAAUGUGGAAUAUCUGCUGCCCUAUGCUGACCAAUUCGAUGUGGUAGGAGUGAUACAACUGUGCUGUCAAUAUUUGUUGCAAGAAUUGAGACCACACAAUUGUCUUGGAAUAUUUAAGUUUGCAAGGUAUUAUUUCUGUGGAGAGUUGGAAAAGAAAGGAAAAUUAUAUAUAAGACAAAAUUUUAGUAAAAUACUUAAGGAAUGUAAUGAAUUUAAAUCUCUUACCUAUGAAGAAUUAGAAGAUAUUCUAAGAGAUGACGAAUUGAAUGUCAGAAAUGAAGAAACAGUAUUCCAAGCAGUUAAAACAUGGGUAGAAUAUGACCUUGAAAACAGGAGGAGAUUUAUACCUUCAUUAUUAUCUUGCGUACGAUUUGGUCACGUCAGUUACAAAUAUUUUAAAUCAAAAAUACUUCAGUGGCAGCCUGUAGUCGACGAUACGAAAACUCAAGAAGCCUUAUACCCAGCAGUCGUGUUUCAUACUUUACUAGAUUCAAGACCUGGGACUGAAGCUGAUCUCAACGAUCCGUUAGCUAGACCUCGGAUACCAUACGAAAUACUAUUUGCGGUAGGAGGAUGGAGUGCCGGAAGUCCCACCAGUUUUGUUGAAACUUAUGAUACUAGGGCAGACCGGUGGUUCCUCUCCAUUCACAUGGAUUUAACGCCUCGCGCCUACCACGGGUUGUGCACGCUUAACAACUUAAUUUAUAUGAUCGGAGGGUUUGACGGCAGCGAUCACUUCAACACCGUGAGAUGUUACGAUCCCGUCGCUAACACGUGGCACGAAAGAGCGUGUAUGUAUCAAGCAAGGUGCUACGUUAGCGUUGUUGUCCAUGAAGGGUUGAUCUACGCAUUGGGUGGUUACAAUGGUCGCACGCGCAUGUCUUCUGUGGAGCGAUAUUACCCCAACAAAAACCAGUGGGAGAUGACCACACCGAUGAACAAGCCGCGAUCAGACGCCAGCGCCGCCUCAUUGGGGGGCAAAAUCUACAUAGUGGGUGGUUUCAACGGGCAAGAAGUGCUGGGUUCAGCGGAGGUAUUUGACGCUGACACGAAGCAGUGGAGUUUUAUCAGGUCAAUGCUGAGUCCUCGAUCCGGGGUCAGUCUCAUCGCGUACAGGGACUGUUUGUACGCGCUCGGUGGCUUCAACGGAUACAGCCGACUCAACACAGGUGAAAAAUUCAAUCCGCAUCGCGGUGGAGAAUGGCAAGAGGUAACGGAAAUGUUCAGCGCCCGGAGUAACUUCGCCACAGUGCUUCUGGAUGAUAUGAUAUUCGUGAUUGGAGGAUUCAAUGGGUCCACCACAAUACCUCACGUGGAAUGCUACGAUGGCGACACCCUAGAAUGGUAUGACGCUGCGCCGAUGAACCUCAACCGUUCAGCUUUGAGUGCGUGCGUACUAUCAGGAUUACCAAACGCGCGCUCAUUCUCAUAUCUCGCUAAAGCGGUGCCGGCCGCUGGGGCUGACCAAGCACACCAUUCAUAAAACAAACAACUAACCCUCCCACACAAUAAAGCAAAAGAAGUCACCGAUCUACCAUUUUGGGCUAUAUUCCCUUGAGCUCGUUGGAAGAAAUUUGUUGUAUUACCUUAAAAUUGUCGAGAUCUGGCGCAAGCAAUUUUAUUGCCUAGAGUGGUAGAGCAUUAUCAUCUUCAACAGUGACGUAUACAAACCACUUGCUCGUUACCAUCUUAGAUCCUUCGCUAUCACCUGCUGGCGUUGUUACUUUAUCAAAUGGUUUUACUUAUAACGACUACUUACUCAUUGCUAAUCUUGUAUAUAAAAUUAAGGCCUGCUAUGUUGCAACUUGCGGAGUAACAUCUAAAAAUAUUAAUGAAAUUUUGUUAGAAUGUGUUCUUAUAAAUUUUCUACUGAAUAGUGUGAUGAGGUUCCGUAAGCGAAUUCGAAGAAAAUUUUAAAACUUUGAAUUUUUCUCAGUCUAUUUCAUUGAUUAAAAAAUAUGUUCCAGGAUCUAGUUAUUAGUCCCAGAUAGAUCUAUACGCACAUUACAAGCGAGGCAAAUCCUCUACCUAUAUGGCAAUUGUCCCAUGGGCGAAAUAUCUGUGAUAUUUUCUUUGUAAAUAGUUUGUUUAAAUCUAUUUUUAUGUAUCGUACUUAAAUCAUGAUUAUUAUAAUGUACAGAUCUCGUUAAUCACUGAUCAUUUGUACCUUCAUUUUAUUUUGUAGCGUGGCGUUUGUGCCACAGUGAGAGCACAUUGAAUUAUAUUAGAUUAUAUCGAUCAUUUUGAAGCGAAGGAUUUGUAAAUUUUCAAGUCUUUUUUUAUUUGUAUAGUGGAGUUUGUGACAAAUUUAUUUUGGUACUUUUGUGUAUAGUUCGCGACCGAUGCAAAUCAGCGGCCGCGUUUUGGAUGUUAUGUACGAUGAUAAAUAUGUUGCGGUAUUCCCCUAACAACCGUGACGUUGUUGCAUCUGUGAUAUUUUCAAUUAUUAAUAUUAAUGUGGAUAAAAAUUACAAAAAAUGUAAAAUAGAAUUUUUGAAGAAAAAUUUACUGUACCUCAUUGAAAGAUUGAUAAAUUCACAAAUAAAGAAAAACAACC